GGGGCCGGAGAUGGUGGCGGUGGCGGCUCUUCCGACAUGAGGCAGCGGCCGUGGGAGGGCCGGCGGCGGGCGCGGCCGCAGCGGCAUCUCUAGCUCGGGCAAGACCCCCGGGGCGUGGGCACGGCGGGCGGGCAGGCGUGAGUCCGGUCCGGUGUCGCGGGAGCCGGGCUCUGCGGCAGCCCUCACCGCCGCCCGCGGAGGGGCCCUCGCGGCGCCCUGCGUUCGGCCCCGCGGCUCGGCCCGGGGCGUCGUUGGUCCCCGGGCGGGGGCGCGGCGUGUUCUGCUCGGACAGCAGGCCCCGCUAGACCGGCCGCUUAGACUCGGGCGGCCGCCCGGCAGCCCGCCCGCGGGCUCCGCAAACUCGCGGGCUUGGGCGCAAACCCCCGCCUUGGGCACGGCCGACUAGAGCGUGGGGGCGGCCACCAGGGGCGGGGGCCGGGGUCGCCCGCGGGUGCUCGGCCGCACCGAGAGGGGACGCGGCCAGUGCCGCAGGUUCGGCCCGCACGCCUUUGACGCACCGGGCGCCACUGCUGCAGGAUGAAGCGCUGCCCGCCGCCGGCGGAGUUGUUUUUGCGAACGCGGCUCGCAGCGCUGGGAGCGCUCAAGGUCUGAACUUCCCUCCCGAGCCGCAGUUGGAGGCGCACGGCGCGGAGGCCACCAGCAGGCGACGGUGCCGGAGGGGAGCGCGCCGCGUCUCAGACCCAGAGUGGCCGCACGCCGGGACCCCCCGGGAGCAUCAGGUACUCCUGACUCGGCCGGGAAAGGUUCCGAGAGCUCGGCAACAUGGCUUCCCCGCCCCACCAGCAGCUGCUGCAUCACCACAGCACCGAGGUGAGCUGCGACUCCAGUGGAGACAGCAACAGCGUGAGGGUCAAGAUCAACCCCAAGCAGCUGUCCUCCAACACCCACCCCAAGCACUGCAAGUACAGCAUCUCGUCCAGCUGUAGCAGCUCCGGAGACUCCGGGGGGCUUCCCCGGCGGAUGGGCGGCGGCGGCCGCCUGCGCAGGCAAAAGAAGCUGCCCCAGCUGUUCGAGAGGGCCUCCAGCCGAUGGUGGGACCCCAAGUUCGACUCCGUGAACCUGGAGGAGGCCUGCCUGGAGCGCUGCUUCCCGCAGACCCAGCGCCGCUUCCGGUACGCGCUCUUCUACGUGGGCUUCGCCUGCCUUCUCUGGAGCAUCUAUUUUGCUGUCCACAUGAGAUCUAAACUGAUUGUCAUGGUGGUGCCCGCGCUGUGCUUCCUCGUGGUGUGUGUGGGCUUUUUUCUGUUUACCUUUACCAAGCUGUAUGCCCGGCAUUACGCGUGGACCUCGCUGGCUCUCACCCUGCUAGUGUUCUCCUUGACCCUGGCUGUGCAGUUUCAGGUUUUGACGCCUCUCUCAGGACGCGUUGACAGCUCCAAUCAUACUCUGGCAGCCAGGCCCACAGUCACUUGCUUAUCUCAAGUGGGGAGCUUUUCCAUGUGCAUCGAAGUGCUCUUUUUGCUCUACACUGUCAUGCACUUGCCUUUGUACUUGAGCUUGUUUUUGGGGGUGGCCUAUUCUGUCCUUUUUGAGACCUUUGGCUAUCAUUUUCGAGAUGAAAACUGCUUUCCUUCGUCUGGAGCUGGCGCCUUGCACUGGGAGCUGCUGAGCAGGGCCCUGCUCCAUGUCUGCAUUCAUGCCAUCGGGGUCCACCUAUUCGUCAUGUCUCAGGUGAGGUCCAGGAGCACCUUCCUCAAGGUGGGACAGUCUAUCAUGCACGGAAAAGAUCUGGAAGUAGAAAAAGCCCUCAAAGAGAGGAUGAUUCAUUCUGUCAUGCCAAGAAUCAUAGCUGACGACUUAAUGAAACAGGGCGAUGAGGAGAGUGAGAAUUCUGUCAAGAGGCAUGCCACCUCCAGUCCCAAGAACAGGAAGAAAAAGUCCUCCAUCCAGAAAGCUCCUAUAGCAUUUCGCCCUUUUAAGAUGCAGCAGAUCGAAGAAGUCAGUAUUUUAUUUGCAGAUAUUGUAGGCUUCACCAAGAUGAGUGCCAACAAGUCUGCUCACGCGCUGGUGGGUCUCCUCAAUGAUCUGUUUGGCCGCUUUGAUCGGCUGUGUGAGGAGACCAAGUGUGAGAAAAUCAGCACCCUGGGAGACUGCUACUACUGUGUGGCAGGGUGUCCUGAGCCCCGAGCAGACCAUGCCUACUGCUGUAUUGAAAUGGGCUUAGGCAUGAUAAAAGCCAUUGAGCAGUUCUGUCAGGAGAAGAAAGAGAUGGUGAACAUGCGCGUUGGGGUUCACACGGGGACCGUCUUAUGUGGCAUCUUGGGCAUGAGGAGAUUUAAAUUUGACGUGUGGUCCAAUGAUGUGAACUUGGCCAAUCUCAUGGAGCAGCUGGGCGUGGCCGGCAAAGUUCACAUAUCUGAGGCUACUGCAAAGUACUUAGAUGACCGGUACGAAAUGGAAGAUGGGAAAGUUAUUGAACGUCUUGGCCAGAGCGUGGUUGCUGACCAGUUGAAAGGUAUGUGUGUUUCCUCGCCUCCUCAUCUCCCUCCCCAUCCUGUUGCUAUUAAAUAAUGACAUUGUUUUUAGCAUUAGCGUCUGAGGCAGCUCAGCUGUCUCGGGAUCAGUGUUCCUUUUUCUCCAGUGAGUCAAACAUUGCAGACUUAGUCACGCUGCAGACAGAGAUGCUGGGACAGAGCCAACCUAGGUGAGACCUCUAGAAGGAAGGAGGAUUUGAAAAUUUACAUACUACCAGUUGGCCAUUGAUGUUUCUGAAAUUCUGCGGGCAUGUCCCGUGAAUAAAUGGGCAUCAGAGCUCUUCAGCAGUCACAGGUUUUUAGCUCUUCAGGAAAUUGCCUUUGCGUUUCAUCUGCUCACCCGUAAGUCCCUUGCAAACAUUUCUCUAUGCCUUUUGCCAAAACUGUGAAAACUGAAUCUUUGUCCUCUCCAGGCCUCCCUUUGCUUACGGGAAGAGUGAGUUGGGUUGGGAAAUUAGAUGGACUUAUAUACCUCUCAAUGCACACUGCCUUUGCCUAGGUCUCUUUUUAAAAAAUGUUUGUAUUUUCAGCUUUCAUUUGUUUAAUGAAGGUUUAUUAUCAAUGUUUACCACAUA
Molecule: messenger RNA, 3070 nt
Organism: Castor canadensis (American beaver)
Lineage: Eukaryota; Metazoa; Chordata; Mammalia; Rodentia; Castoridae
Source: RefSeq, a predicted model, not a curated record